This is a messenger RNA of Colius striatus (speckled mousebird), 9612 nucleotides long. It is a transcript of the gene CHD1, whose product is annotated as chromodomain helicase DNA binding protein 1. NCBI's taxonomy places the organism in Eukaryota, Metazoa, Chordata, Aves, Coliiformes, Coliidae. Gene Ontology annotation, molecular function: DNA binding; ATP hydrolysis activity; histone binding. Gene Ontology annotation, cellular component: chromatin; nucleus. The transcript has 38 exons. Gene Ontology annotation, biological process: regulation of transcription by RNA polymerase II; nucleosome organization. The record is from RefSeq and is a predicted model, not a curated record. Bases 520 to 5949 code for a protein of 1809 amino acids.
CCCGGGGUUUCCAUCCGACCGAGGGAGGGGGAGGCUGAGCGGAAUGGCUGCGUGAUGGCGGCGGUUGGGAGGACUUAAGAAGCGGUGGCGGAGAAAAGCGGCGCAGCUUUUCUGCUCAGGUUGUCCGCGUGCCCCUCCCUGCUCAUUUUGGGGCCCCAUUGUUCAGGCUGGUGAACGAGAGCACCGUGCAGGGCUGUAAGACGCCGGCAGUCAACGGGCGGAGUGCGGCCCAGGCCCCACCGCAGCUGCGGCACGAACCUCCCCGUGAGGCGUAGUGCAGUCUUGGGCCGCGGCGGCCCUGGGAAGGCCGGGCCGGGCGCGGCGCACGCAGGCAGAAAACGGUGAUAAAAUGAUCAACCACAAACAGGUAUUUCAGAAGACGUCUUGAGUACCCACAGAGAACACUAAAGCAAACACAUCACCUGGUAAACCUACAGAGUACCAAGAAUUGGAUUCUUGAUAUCUACCUUGUAACCUGAGUGGACUUUUAUUUAUCUUUUAAAUAUCUUAAUAUUUACAAUGAAUGGGCACAGUGAUGAAGAAAGGAUAAGAAACAGUAGUGGAGAGUCAAGCCCAUCCGAUGAUGAUUCUGGGUCAGCAUCUGGUUCUGGUUCAAGCUCUGGAAGCAGUAGUGACAGAAGCAGCAGCCAGUCAGGCAGCAGUGACACUGACUCUGGUUCUGAGUCAGGCACUCAGUCAGAAUCAGAGUCUGGCACAUGUAAAGAGAAGAAACAAAUUCAAGCUAAGCCACCAAAAGUUGAUGGAUCUGAGUUUUGGAAGUCUAGUCCGAGUAUACUUGCCGUGCAAAGAUCAGCAGUGCUCAAGAAGCAGCAGCUACAACAAAAGGCAGCCUCAUCAGACAGUGGUUCAGAAGAGGACUCAUCAAGUAGUGAAGAUUCUGCAGAUGAUUCAUCCAGUGAAACAAAGAGGAAAAAGCAUAAAGAUGAAGACUGGCAAAUGUCAGGAUCAGGCUCAGGAUCAGGAACCGAUUCUGAUUCUGAAACAGAAGAAGGUAGGGAGAAAAGCAGUUAUGAAGAGAGUGAAUCUGACUAUGAGCCAAAAAAUAAGGUCAAAAGUCGGAAACCUCCAAGCAGAAUUAAGCCAAAAAGUGGGAAAAAGAGUGCAGGACUGAAAAAAAGGCAACUUGAUUCAUCAGAGUAUGAGGAGGAGGAAGAUGGUGAUGAUGAUGAUGAUUAUGAUAAGAGAGGAUCUCGUCGCCAGGCAACAGUCAACAUUAGUUACAAGGAAGCUGAAGAAACUAAGACAGAUUCUGAUGAUUUGCUAGAAGUUUGUGGGGAAGAUGUCCCACAAGCUGAAGAAGAUGAAUUUGAAACUAUAGAGAAGUUCAUGGACAGUAGAGUUGGACGAAAAGGAGCCACAGGUGCUGCAACUACCAUAUAUACAGUUGAGGCAGAUGGUGACCCAAACUCUGGGUUUGAAAAGUCAAAGGAGCCAGGCGAAAUACAGUAUCUUAUUAAAUGGAAAGGUUGGUCACACAUCCAUAACACCUGGGAAACUGAGGAAACUCUGAAGCAACAAAAUGUAAAAGGAAUGAAGAAACUGGACAACUAUAAGAAAAAAGAUCAGGAAACAAAACGAUGGUUGAAAAAUGCUUCUCCAGAAGAUGUGGAAUAUUACAACUGCCAGCAGGAACUUACAGAUGAUCUACAUAAACAAUAUCAGAUAGUGGAAAGAAUAAUUGCUCAUUCAAAUCAGAAAUCAGCAGCUGGCUAUCCAGACUACUAUUGUAAAUGGCAGGGUCUGCCUUAUUCAGAAUGUAGCUGGGAAGAUGGUGCUCUCAUUGCUAAAAAGUUUCAGACACGCAUUGAUGAGUACUUUAGCCGAAAUCAAUCCAAGACCACUCCAUUUAAGGAUUGCAAGGUUUUAAAGCAGAGGCCAAGGUUUGUUGCACUCAAGAAGCAACCAUCUUACAUUGGAGGACAUGAAAGUUUAGAGUUAAGAGAUUAUCAGUUAAAUGGAUUGAAUUGGCUUGCUCACUCAUGGUGCAAAGGGAAUAGCUGUAUUCUUGCAGAUGAAAUGGGUCUGGGUAAAACAAUCCAGACAAUUUCUUUUCUCAACUACUUGUUUCAUGAACAUCAGUUGUAUGGGCCUUUCUUGCUGGUCGUGCCGCUUUCUACCUUGACAUCUUGGCAAAGAGAGAUUCAAACUUGGGCUCCUCAAAUGAAUGCUGUAGUUUACUUAGGAGAUAUAACUAGCAGAAAUAUGAUAAGAACUCACGAGUGGAUGCAUCCACAAACCAAACGAUUAAAAUUCAACAUACUUCUAACGACAUAUGAAAUUUUGCUGAAGGAUAAGUCAUUCCUUGGUGGUCUGAGUUGGGCAUUCAUAGGAGUUGAUGAAGCUCAUCGUUUAAAAAAUGAUGAUUCUCUUCUGUACAAGACUUUAAUAGACUUUAAAUCUAAUCAUCGUCUUCUUAUUACUGGAACCCCUCUGCAAAACUCACUCAAAGAGCUUUGGUCUUUGUUGCACUUCAUCAUGCCAGAAAAAUUUUCUUCUUGGGAGGAUUUUGAAGAGGAGCAUGGCAAAGGAAGAGAGUAUGGAUAUGCAAGUCUUCACAAAGAACUUGAACCAUUUCUGCUGAGAAGAGUUAAAAAGGAUGUAGAAAAGUCUUUACCUGCUAAAGUUGAGCAAAUUCUGAGAAUGGAAAUGAGUGCAUUGCAGAAGCAAUAUUACAAGUGGAUUUUAACCAGGAAUUAUAAAGCUCUCAGUAAAGGUUCAAAAGGCAGUACUUCAGGCUUUUUGAACAUCAUGAUGGAACUCAAGAAGUGUUGUAACCAUUGCUACCUCAUUAAACCACCAGAUGAUAAUGAAUUCUAUAAUAAACAGGAGGCCUUACAGCAUUUAAUACGUAGCAGUGGGAAACUAAUCCUUCUUGACAAGUUGCUGAUUCGUCUUCGAGAACGUGGCAACAGAGUUCUGAUUUUCUCACAGAUGGUGAGGAUGCUGGACAUCCUAGCAGAAUAUCUGAAAUAUCGUCAGUUUCCUUUUCAGAGACUUGAUGGAUCAAUAAAAGGGGAAUUGAGGAAACAAGCACUGGAUCAUUUUAAUGCAGAAGGAUCAGAGGACUUCUGCUUUUUACUGUCUACCAGAGCUGGAGGAUUAGGUAUCAACUUAGCAUCUGCAGACACUGUAGUUAUAUUUGAUUCUGACUGGAAUCCACAGAAUGAUCUGCAGGCACAGGCUAGAGCGCAUAGAAUUGGUCAGAAGAAACAGGUUAAUAUUUAUCGGCUGGUCACAAAAGGAUCAGUAGAAGAAGAUAUCCUUGAAAGAGCCAAGAAAAAGAUGGUGUUAGAUCAUUUAGUAAUUCAGAGAAUGGACACUACAGGGAAAACUGUACUGCAUACAGGCUCUACUCCUUCAAGCUCAACACCUUUUAAUAAGGAGGAAUUAUCAGCAAUUUUGAAAUUUGGUGCUGAGGAACUUUUUAAAGAACCUGAAGGGGAAGAGCAGGAGCCCCAGGAAAUGGAUAUAGAUGAAAUCUUGAAGAGGGCUGAAACUCGGGAAAAUGAGCCAGGUCCAUUAACUGUAGGAGAUGAAUUGCUUUCACAGUUCAAGGUGGCCAACUUUUCCAAUAUGGAUGAAGAUGAUAUUGAAUUGGAACCAGAAAGAAAUUCAAGAAAUUGGGAAGAAAUCAUUCCAGAAGUUCAGCGGCGAAGAAUAGAAGAGGAAGAAAGACAAAAAGAACUUGAAGAAAUAUAUAUGCUCCCAAGGAUGAGAAACUGUGCAAAACAGAUCAGCUUUAAUGGAAGUGAAGGGAGGCGCAGUAGGAGCAGAAGAUACUCUGGAUCUGAUAGUGACUCCAUCUCAGAAAGAAAAAAACCAAAAAAACGUGGUAGACCACGAACAAUUCCUCGAGAAAAUAUUAAAGGAUUUAGUGAUGCAGAGAUCAGGAGGUUUAUCAAGAGUUACAAGAAAUUUGGUGGCCCUCUUGAAAGAUUAGAUGCUGUAGCGAGAGAUGCUGAGCUAGUUGAUAAAUCAGAGACAGAUCUUAGACGUCUGGGAGAACUUGUACAUAAUGGAUGCAUUAAAGCUUUAAAGGACAAUUCGUCUGGACAAGAAAGAGCAGGAGGUAGACUUGGGAAAGUUAAAGGCCCAACAUUCCGAAUCUCAGGAGUGCAGGUGAAUGCAAAGCUAGUUAUCUCUCAUGAAGAAGAGUUGGCACCAUUGCACAAAUCCAUUCCUUCAGAUCCAGAAGAAAGAAAAAGGUAUGUCAUCCCAUGCCACACCAAGGCUGCUCAUUUUGAUAUAGACUGGGGCAAAGAAGAUGAUUCCAAUCUGUUAAUAGGCAUCUAUGAAUAUGGUUAUGGCAGCUGGGAAAUGAUAAAAAUGGAUCCUGAUCUCAGUUUAACACAAAAGAUUUUGCCUGAUGAUCCAGAUAAGAAACCCCAGGCAAAGCAGUUACAGACCCGUGCAGACUACCUCAUUAAAUUACUGAAUAAAGACCUUGCAAGAAAGGAAGCACAAAGACUUGCUGGUGCAGGCAAUUCAAAGAGAAGGAAAACAAGAAUUAAAAAGAAUAAGGUGAUAAAGGCUGCAAAAAUAAAAGAAGAAAUAAAAAGUGAUUCAUCACCACAGCCCUCGGAAAAAUCUGAUGAAGAUGAUAAUGAAGAUAACAAGGAUGAGAUUGUUUCAGUGAAACAGCCACAUAAAAAAACUAAAGCAGAAAAAGAAACUGAAGAAAAGCCUGAGCCAGAUACUGGUAUAAAGAAGGAAACUGAAGAAAAAAGAGAGACAAAAGAAAAGGAAAAUAAGAGGGAUUUGAAAAGGGAGAAAAAAGAAAAAGAGGAUAAGAAAGAAUUAAAAGAAAAAGAUAUUAAAGAAAAGAGAGAAAACAAAGUAAAAGAAUCCACACAAAAAGAAAAAGAAGUAAAGGAAGAGAAGGUAAAUGAAAGCAAAUCUGAAAAUAAAGAAAAAAGUAAAAAAAUGCCAUUGUUGGAUACUCCAGUUCAUAUUACUGCAACUAGUGAACCAGUUCCUAUAUUGGAAGAAUCUGAAGAACUGGAUCAGAAGACUUUUAGUGUGUGCAAAGAAAGAAUGAGGCCUGUCAAAGCAGCAUUGAAACAGCUGGAUCGGCCAGAGAAGGGCCUUUCUGAAAGAGAGCAGCUAGAACAUACUAGACAGUGUCUAAUCAAAAUUGGAGAUCACAUCACUGAAUGCCUAAAGGAGUACACAAAUCCUGAACAAAUUAAACAGUGGAGAAAAAAUUUGUGGAUUUUUGUCUCUAAGUUUACAGAAUUUGAUGCCAGAAAGCUGCACAAACUUUAUAAGCAUGCAAUCAAAAAACGCCAAGAGUCUCAGCAACACAAUGAACAGAAUAUUAGCAGCAAUGUGAAUACACAUGUAAUUAGAAAUCCAGAUGUGGAAAGACUUAAGGAGAAUACAAACCAUGAUGACAGUAGCAGGGACAGUUACUCUUCUGAUAGACAUUUGUCACAAUACUAUGAUCAUCAUAAAGACAGGCAUCAAGGAGACGCUUACAAGAAAAGUGACUCUAGGAAAAGACCCUAUUCGGUCUUCAGCAAUGGAAAAGAUCAUAGAGAUUGGGAUCACUACAAACAAGACAGAUACUACAGCGAUAGCAAACACAGAAAAUUAGAUGACUACAGGAGCAGAGACCACAGGUCAAACCUGGAAGGAAGUUUAAAAGAUAGCCGGUCUCAUUCAGAUCACCGUUCCCAUUCAGAGCACAGGAUACACUCAGAUCACCGUUCCACUUCAGAGUACAGCCAUCACAAAUCUUCUAGAGAUUAUAGGUACCACUCAGACUGGCAAAUGGACCACAGAGCUUCAGGUAGUGGCCCAAGAUCGCCACUAGAUCAGAGGUCUCCUUAUGGCUCAAGAUCUCCACUAGGACACAGAUCUCCAUUUGAGCACUCAUCAGAUCAUAAAAGUACCCCUGAGCAUACAUGGAGUAGCCGGAAAACAUAACAAAAACUGACAUUUCCUGGACCUUCUCUUAGCCAUAUACAGUAAACUAACACAGUAAUUGCCUUACACGACUUGAAAGAUACAGACUGGAUAAUCUAUCAGUAGCAGUAUUGUUACUUCUUUCCAGGAUGCAAGGUCUAUUAUCCUAAUAGAAGAAAAAUAUUUUUGUAUUUAAAGUUUAUGCUGCACUGUGCUGCAAAUGCUGUGGCACUCUUUUUUUAAGAAAUGGAACAUGUUUACUUUUACAGGGACCUCAACACUGCCCCUUUCAGACUGGAUCUUACUAUAAAACGCUUCAUGUCAAAGUGGUUUUAGGCUGAACACAUUUUAAAUUAUGUUUGUAAAUGAACUUUUAAACACUGACCUAUGCUUAUAUUUCAGGAAGGAUUGAGUUUAUUUUCUUUUGUUUCUUAGUAAAGAACUCUCAAGGACUUUGUUCACUUUCCAAAGCUACUUGUUUACAUUGUACACUGCGACCACCUUGCCACUUUUCAUCACAAGCUUGAAUAUUUAAAUUCUGUACCUAUAACUGUAAAAUAGCCAGGAUUUCUCCUGUUUGUGAUCAGUUAUAAUGCCUUUUUACAAAACAGAACAAAAUAAUAAUAAAAAAGAAACAACACAAACAAAUGACUGUAAAUUAUUAUAAAUUAAUUAAAUGAGCUUUUUUUCCCCUCUCAGGCUUUUUUUGACUGUUCCUUUCCCCACCAACUCAGGCCUUCUUGUCACAAGUAUGAAAUAAGACCAGUGUACCUAUAUGUUUUAAUAAAAUGUCUUGAUGGAAUCACUGCUUAGAAUGUAAAAAUUGUGGAAAGGGAACAUUUUAUUCCAUUUAGUGCUCCUUUUUUAUUGGAUACUUCAAAUACAUAUUUUUGGGGUUCUUUUUUUGCAUUUGUUGUUAUUUGUUUUGGGGUCUUUUUCAUACUAUAUCAGUGUUGUCAUUGUUCAUAAUGGAGUGGUAAGAUACUCAGCUAAACUGUGCUCUGGAAAGCUUUUCAAGUGCAUUGGUUUUAAAGAAGUAGUGGUAAUCUCUGAACACUUCAUACUCCAGAUCAUCCAAAAUUUAUUGUAAAUCCAUUUGUAUUCCCUCUUCAACAUGGGCAAUAAUGUUAAACGUGCUAUGCAGCCAAUUACUAUUUUAGAAGUUUUGAAUGGCUUUAUUGACAGAAUUGUUUAAAUGCACACUGAUUGUACAUAGGUGUAACUUCUAACUGACAAAUUAAAUUUAAACUAAAAGGAUACGUGGGCUCUUGUAGUUUUCCUGCUGUGUUUUUCUCUACAGCCUUGCUUUCUCAGGUUUACCCAAAAAACAUUAAACUCUUGGGUACUAGAUUUUAAUACACAAUGUAAUAAUUAGGGAAGAUACAUAGCCUGGCAUCAUGUGGUUGGAGCUAUAUCCGAUGCUCCAUUUUUUUCUCUGUUUUUCUAAUGUUGAGCAUUUUUUUCUAAUGAAAUAGGUUUAUAUGAAAGCAUUAAUAGAGAACCAAAAUCUGUCAACAGAGUUAUCUUUUAGGAUUUCACUAUAAGCAGUUACUGCACAUUAAGUUUUAAGCUUAUUUAAAAUAGCCUGGGUUAAUUAAUGCUGUUUCAUUUCUUAAGUCUUCAUCUUCCCAGGAUCUGGAGGGGCUUGAUUGAGCUUGAUUGCUGCAACAGUGUUUAGGUAGUGGCACAUUGUGUCUGAUGAGAUGGUGCAUGUGUGCCAUGCAUCUUCUGCAUCUCGUGGUAAAAAUCUAUAAGUUGGAGCAUCUCCAGCCACUGACAGAUUCUUACUGCCUGGGUCGAACACAGCAUUAUGUCAUUGUGGCUGAGCCUGUCUAACAUGACACGGUUAGUCUGCAUCUCUUUUUGUUAGCGCUAUCUCAAGUCUUUCUGAAAUAGGCAAGACCAAAUACUUACUUGGUGGCUUUGAUGAUUAGGAUCUUUGGCAAUUAGCCUCCUUAGGUUGUGUUAACUUCAAUCACAUUUGCAGAUUUACAAAUCACAUUUGCAGCAGUUCCAAUUUUUCCCCUUUGGUUUCAAUUCAGAAAAAGUGGAGAUAGCUUCCAUUAUACGGUGUAUAUUACAAUUAUUUAGAGGAGGCUCAUAUCCUCUGCAAAUAAGAUACUUAUAAUUGAUUUUUCAUGCCUGCAGAUUUGAUCUUUCUUUUAAUCAUUUGUCAUGAAAAGUCUGUCAGAUACUAAUGCUGCCUGUCCGUAAGUGGUUUUGGUAAAGUAAAAAAUCUGGUUGACUGCAAGAGAACACCCCUCAUAUGGCCAUUGAUAAAGAUUCAGGUAUUUUAUCUACCAUGCCUGGAGGUCUUAAGAUUUCCAUCGUGAUGCUGUUACAUGUUUCUAGUCUACCUAAAAAGAUUAGAUAGAUGAAAUAGAUUGUUGGUCAGUCUGAAAAAGUAUCUUAAAAACUGUAUUGCUGUUAUUGGCUUAAAGGACAGAGAAAUGCAUGAUCUGAUUGCCAUUAGCUUAUGCUGGCAUCAUCAUUUGGCUGCUCACGGUCAUUUUGAUCUUCAGUGCACAUGUCCUGGUCUCUGAGCAGCACUUACACAGCUUCUGGUUUCUGAAAGCCUUUCACUGCUAUCAAGAACAGGAUUUGUGAAGAAUUCAAGCAACAACCUGGAAAGAAUGGCAAUUCCUGCAGAAAUGUGACACUUCUAAAAAAGGAGUGUGCCAUGACUGCUCUUUGAGACAGACAGCACUGCAACAUCAAACACUGACUGACUAGAUCUGUCUUCCUUCUUCUCAGAGCUCAAUUGGCCUAAUUUGUUUGUGUAUGGUGUUCUGUAUUCAACAAAUGGAUGUUGUGACCUUCACAGCCCUUACUGUUUAGCUGCAAGGUUCCCAGUGAAAGUGUAAAAUCCCAGAGAAGUACUCCUGUAGUGAUGUAUUUUAAGGAGCUGUUUCAAUCUCCAGUGUAACACUUAGUGUCGUGUUCACCGACAACAGCUGUUUUUGGUAGGAAAUUAUCUCACCAUUGCUUAGGAAGAUGAGCAAGACUGAAGACACUAAAGAUGAUGAUCCUGAUAGAGCUUUUCUUCCCGAUGAGACAUUUUUAUUGCAAGUUUCUUCAUUGAAUUUUAUUUGAGCAACAAAUUAAAUCCUGGCUUCAUUUUGUGUACUAUGGCCCUAAUAAGGAAUGACUGUAGACAAUCUUUAUAUGGGAGUAGUAAAGACUAUUAAAAAUAGGUAACACCUGGCAUGAGUCAUCCUCAUGUACUGCUUCAAGGUUUCUUUUACUGAACUAUGUUGAAACAGGUACAUAGUGCCUUUACUUGUAUCUCUUCAUUCUUCCAACCAAGCUAGUAUGGUUAACUGAAAUUUAGUCUUUGUUCUUAAAAUUUUACGCUGAAAAUUUUAUUUGUGAAAUGCUCCAGAAGCAGUAGCUAAGAAAUAGAAGGGGAGGUUUGUGGAAUUUUUUUUUUCUUAUCCUUUUCAUUUUCUCUACAGUCCAAAUUAUUAAGAUAGAAACAGAGAACAAAUGAGUAAUGUAGAACACAUUCUGGUCCACUCAUUCUCACAGAUCUUACCUUGUAUGCAGUCAGUAAAAGAUCAUCCUUUGGAUAUGGCCCAUACUAAACCAAUAUUUCUUGCAUAUAUUUUCCAACCUUGUAGCCCACACAAUGUAUUGGUAACUUUUUUUUAUUUACAAAAUUUUUUUUAAUAAGUGAAAAAAUAG